Molecule: messenger RNA, 735 nt
Organism: Ordospora pajunii
Lineage: Eukaryota; Fungi; Microsporidia; Ordosporidae
Product: ER lumen protein retaining receptor
Exons: 1
Coding region: 1-735 (244 amino acids)
Biological process (GO): protein retention in ER lumen; endoplasmic reticulum to Golgi vesicle-mediated transport
Cellular component (GO): endoplasmic reticulum; membrane; cis-Golgi network
Molecular function (GO): ER lumen protein retrieval receptor activity
Source: RefSeq, a predicted model, not a curated record
AUGAGUUUUACGGCAUCAUACUACAUAAAGCAAGCAUUCAGAUUCACGGGGGACUUUCUCCAUGUUGCAUCAAAAGUCGUGCUGAUAAGGAAAAUUUCAAGGACAAAGUCUUGCAGCGGCUUGUCGCUCAAAACCCAAUUUAUCUACGGAAUGGUGUUUGUUCUAAGAUACAUAGACUUGUUCAGGUUUUAUCCUGAUGAUCCUCUUGCUGCAUACAACAUGCUAAUGAAAAUUCUCUUCAUAGGGUUCCAGACACUCAUUCUUUUCACAAUGAGAUUUAAAUAUUUCGCCACAUACGACAGGAAGUGGGAUAAGUUCAAUAUCGUUGUGCUUAUAGUUCCCUGCUUUGUGAUUUCAAUGAUCUUCACAAAAUCGUCUUCAAGCGCCGAAGAAUUUAGCUUUGCGAGGUAUGCAUAUGGGGUGACGUACACCAUGUCCUUACUGCUAGAAAGCGUGGCAAUUCUUCCUCAGCUUGUUCAACUCCAGGAGGCUGGGGAGUCUGAAACAAUGACGUCAAGGUAUAUUCUGCUGCUUGGGCUGUACAGAGCAGCAUAUACAGUUUACUUUGCAAUCAGAAAAAUAUUCGAAGAGAAAGGCAAUGCUUCCACAAGCCUUCCGCUUGCCUGUGGAAUCAUCCAAAUACUUCUAUAUGCCGAUUUCUUUGCAAUAUACUAUAGAUAUGUUUUCAGGAGAUCCGGCAUUUCCGAUGACUUGGGGAAGAAGAGUGAACUAUAA